This is a messenger RNA of Impatiens glandulifera, 3026 nucleotides long. RefSeq names its product protein LONGIFOLIA 1-like. NCBI's taxonomy places the organism in Eukaryota, Viridiplantae, Streptophyta, Magnoliopsida, Ericales, Balsaminaceae. The record is from RefSeq and is a predicted model, not a curated record. Gene Ontology annotation, biological process: regulation of monopolar cell growth. The coding region runs from base 430 to 2856 and encodes 808 amino acids. The transcript has 5 exons.
CGAGAACAAAGUGCCUUCAUAUAUUUGCAUAAAACCACUUCUCCUCUUCCAAGACUAUUAUAUCUCCCACACACACACACACCCCUUUCAAAAGACCAAACGUAAACAAGUUCUCUUUUGUUUUGUUCAUUGAUCAUCAAACAAAAAAGAAAAGAAGAUAAAAACAUCUCUUCUUGGGUUCUCUGCAGAUUUGAGCACCGCUAGUCCAUUUUUGAAGAGGGGGGGAUAAGUUAUAAACAGGAAGUGGUGGCAACAGUUGGCUGUAGGGUCCCCCUUUUAAAUUCCUUUUUGCAUUUCACAGUUAGAUAUUGUCUGCCCUCUUCUGUGAAACAUAAAGAAAACUGCUUCCUUCCCUCCUCUCUUACAUAAAAAUCACUCCCAUUAGGACGUUUCUGGGUUAAACCAAAGAUUUUAGCUUUUCUACCAGAGAUGUCUAGUAAACACGUAUAUUCAUUGUCUGAUGAUAACCGAGAAUUACAAAGACAAAUUGGGUGUAUGAAUGGCAUUUUUAACAUCUUUGACCGACACCACUUCUUCUCCGGCCGACGACAUGGUGGUCGCAACCAGAAAAGAUUGCCGCCGGCAGCUCAAAUUGCCAACCCUGAAUACAAUUCUGUUACUACACCACAGACAGGAAAAGCUACUGGAGAAGAAACUAAGGAACAAGUACUGAAACAUAGGAGAAAUCAAAGAACCUCAUUUGAAUCGCCGCCUCGAACAUCUUUAUCAUCAUCCCUCAGUUCAUCUACCUACUCAUCACUAGAUAACAACAGAACAAACCAAGCAGAACCGUCUCCUUCAAAAACCAUGAUGAACUCCAGAAAUCAGUCAAUUGACCUACGAGAUGUAGUCAAGGAUUCAAUCUACAAAGAGCCACAAAGAUUGGUUGUCAGGAAAACAAACAGAGGUUCAAGCCACACCCUAAAGCAUAUAGAUUCUCCAAGACCAUCUCUACCAUCCAAAUAUGCUCCGAGAUUCUCCUAUGAUGGAAGAGAAUCCAGGGAUAAAUGGACAUCAACCAUGAAGAUCAAAGAGCUACCUAGACUAUCAUUAGAUAGUAAACAAGGUUCAUCCUCCAGGACGAAAUCGAAUUAUAUCUUCGCGGAGGAGAGGAAAGAAAUCGAAGUGGGAAUUCAUAAACGAUCAUCUAGUGUUGUAGCGAAACUUAUGGGGUUGGAAGGACUUUCUGAUUCAGUUUCUUCAGAAAUAGUCCAACCGAUUGAGGUUAAGAGCAGUUACAGACAUGAUGACAAUCUUGAAACAACACCAAGGCCAGCUCCAUGGAAGAAUCAGGAAGGAGUCCGAAACUCACCAAAGCUAGAACUUCAGACAAGGUCCCGUAGCUCACCUCCUUCAGUUUAUGGACAAAUUGAGAAGAGGUUAACUGAUCUCGAGUUCAAAAGUUCUGGGAAGGAUCUUAGAGCUCUUAAGCAGAUACUCGAAGCAAUGGAAAAGACCAGAGAGCGGUUGGAGAUCAAAAAUGAAGAGAAGAAACCCAUUGCCUCAAAGAACAUUGAAUCAUCCUCUAUUGUUGUCAUGAAACCAGCCAUGUUUACUGAGAAAAGAACUUCAGGCCUCAGAAAGAAUAUUUCACCUGUAGACAAAAUUCAAUCUCAUGUCAAAACAACGAAAUCAAUGCAUUCUUCAAGGCUACAUCAGCAGCCACUCCCUAAAAGCCCAACCAGCUGCAGAAGAUCCACAUCACCUGUGAGUCCGAGAAUGUUGCAAUCUCAUGGAGGAAACCAGUCACCUGAAUCAUCCUGCAGGGUUAGGAGGCAACAAUAUAACCAGACAAUUGACCAAAGCUAUUCACCAGGUAGAAAAAUCAAGUUGAAAUCUUUUAAUUCGAAGAAAGGUGAUAAGAGUGCAACGAGAAGUCAACAAGGUGAUGUAGCCUCUGUUCAAUCAGAUAGCAAUAUAAGCAUUGUUUCGCAAAGUGAUACAGAGAUUCAAAGCACUGAUCAUAUGGAGGAGGUCCAUAGCCUAUACAGGCAGAGCAGACAGGAUAUAAGAGAACAGUUGAGGAAAGACACAAUCGAAUUCACCACUAUAGAACAGCCAAGCCCUAUCUCAGUUCUUGAUGCUACAUUCUAUAGAGAAGGCUCGCCGUCUCCUGUGAGGAAGAUAUCAAAUGCUUUUAGAGAUGAUGAAACUCAAAACUCUGAAGAGAUAGAAUGGAACACAGUAGAGUUCGAUAACAUGCUCAAACCAACAGUGUUCACUCAAGAAAAGCUAGAAAAUAUCAACCAGUUGGUUCAUAAGCUGAGAGAACUGAACAACACAAACGGUGAAACUGAGGCAUCAUACAUUGCAUAUAAUUCUAAGGAGCAAAAACCAGAUCACAGUUACAUAACACAGAUAUUGUUAGCAUCAGGUCUGCUCCUCAAAGAUCUACGAUACAGCUCGACUUUCAUGCAGCUUAAACCAUCAGACCAGUUGCUAAACCCUAACCUGUUUCUUGUGCUUGAACAAACCAAAGGUAACAAUAUUCAACAACCUUCAGACAUCAGUGAAAAAAUUCACAGAAAGCUAAUAUUUGAUAUUGUGAAUGAGAUCCUUGUGGAGAAGAUAAGCAGAUUAGAAUAUUCCAAGCCACAGAAAUGUCAAACUGGACAGAAGCUUCUGAAAGAAGUGUGUUCUGAGGUAGACCAUCUUCAAGCUAGGGCAAACUGCAGCUUACUAGAUGAAGAUGACUAUUUCAACAACAUCCUAAGUGAUGAGAUAAUGCGUAAAUCAGAAAAUUGGAUUGAUUUUAGAUCGGAAACUCCUGCAUUAGUGUUGGAUAUUGAACGUCUGAUCUUUAAAGACAUUAUCAACGAGCUUGUGCGAGGUGAGGAAGUUAACAGCAAGUAUUGAAAGCUACUACUAGUAAUUUCCCAGUAAACAUCUUAUUUGAAAGUACUAUCACAUCUUUAUGAUAUCAUUUAUAAGAAAAUCGGCAGAUUGUAUGGAAGCUUUUUUCUUGUUUGUUGUUUCUAGGGUGUGUAAUUCAAGAUGGUAAUGUAUAUACCAAGAAAGUUUAUACA